Messenger RNA from Cylicocyclus nassatus, 2016 nucleotides. Lineage: Eukaryota; Metazoa; Nematoda; Chromadorea; Rhabditida; Strongylidae. The record is from the annotation of a GenBank genome assembly.
GUUUUUCAUGGAAAAGUUAUAAUGGUGUGUUCGAUCGAGUCACCAGUCUACACUGGACUGGGCAUUAAACUGACAAACAUUUACGAAUUUCUAUCGUCUGCGAAUGUCGAAAUGGGUCAUGUCGAAAAACAAUUCACUCCUCCAGAGGAUAUACAAGAAAUGCGAGCGAAAGGCUUACCCUGGGUUGUGGCAACAUGUCUUCUUGUAAUAAUCGCACUAUCUGCAAUUAUUUUCUAUUACGUUAUUGCUGCUGAGUUGUCUGCAGAAUUAACACCUUCGACAGCUGCACCGUCAAUUGGCUAUGAGGUAGAAUUUCUAGAAACAAGCAAACCACCUACUACGGAUUUUCCUACAACUGAACCAACGGCGAUUUUGGAGGAAGAAAGAAUAUUCGCAACAGGUGCACCACCUUUGAAAAGUAAUUCGAGGAAAUUUCAUCAUGCUGCGGUGACUUGUCGGAAUGAAUUUUGUGCUGAAAUUGGACGCGAUAUCCUGAUCCGAGAUGGAAAUGCUGUUGAUGCAGCCAUAGCGACUGUCAUAUGUAUGGGAGCCGUACAUCCGCAUGCCACAGGAUUUGGUGGAGGACUGAUAAUGGUUGUGCAUGACAGGGCCAGUAACGAGACCGUAGCUAUAAAUUCACCUUCGAUUGCUCCAAGAAGCGCAAGGGAGGAAACAUUUCUGGUGAAUCCUAAUCUAGCUAAAUUAGGAUAUUCAUCAAUAGGUACACCAGGCUUCCUCCAUGGUCUAUGGACAGCCUAUAAACGAUUUGGAUCCGGUAGGGUAGCAUGGCAAGACUUAUUGCUGCCUACCGUAAAUCUUCUUGAGCGAGGAUAUCCCGCUAGCGCAGAGUACAUCGCAGCCGUGCGGAGCCGUUUGAAUGAGAUAAGCUCGGAGAAAAGCAUGAAUGGUGCCUAUACCACGGUAGCGGAGGGUACUGUACUACGAGAAUCGGUGCAUUUACACUUUCUACGGCGAAUCGCAACGGCUUCUGAACCGCUGGAGUUAUUCUAUAGAGGAGAAAUUGCAAAUCAAAUUAUACACGAAAUGAAACAGAGAGGAGGACUAUUAACAAAGGCGGACCUGGCAGGUUACGAGUCUAAAAUUGAACCACCUCAAAGUGUCUCCCUAUCCAAUGGGUACACGAUAAAGGGACCAACGUCACCUUCAGCAUUUCCGGUCAUUGCUCUAAUCAUAGAUAUGGUCGUAGGUAGCUACCAUAAUCGCUCCGAUAUUUCUGUCGACGUCGAUUAUCUGAAAGAUCUGCUCGAUGCACAGCGUUUAGGAUUGGUAGAACUGGAACAGAUAGGUGAUCCUGUUUUUGCGAUACCUGACCCCGUUAUAGAAACGUUAGAGGAACGUCGCAACAAUUCAUCAAAUGGUUCAGGGGAGGAAGAUGAUUCAUUGAGCAUCGAUAUCAAUGGAUUGCUCUGGAAACUGAGCCAAGAAGACUAUGUCGGUUCACAUGUCAACGUCAUCGAUAGUGGUCAUAUGGCUGUAUCUCUGAGUUCAACUAUAAAUGAGAAAUUUGGAUCCGUCCGUCGCUUUGAAAAGGGCGGUUUUGUCUGGAACAAUGCCAUGUCGGGAUUCACUGUUUUUGACAGAGAGGACAGCGAAGAUGUGCAUGUGAAUUCUGUAGAAGGCAGAAAACGACCGCGAACGUCAAUGGCACCAUUGAUGUUGUUCGAUCAAGAAGGACAGCUCAUCGGAUGCUAUGGCAUUACCGGGUCGCUAAAUUCUAUUCUUGCUCUGGCACAAGUGAUUUUACAUCGAAUACUUUUUGAUAUGGAGUCGGUAAGGUCGAUCGACGCGCCACGAAUAUUUGCUGCUUCUGAAGGAGCUACGUUUGAAAGCGGUUUUCCAUUGAGCAUUCUGUCCGAGCUAGGAGCAACAAUGUCGCUUGAUCCUAUGCUUUCAAUGGACUCCGUCGUUCAUGCUCUCGAACAAAGUCGAAAUGGAACUUUGCAAGCCACUUGUGACUUCCGCGACAACAUGGAUCAGUGCGCUAGAGGGUUUUAA